UGAUAACAUGGAAGUCGAUAGAAGGACCCAAAAAAAGAGAAAUAAAUGGAAUCCGGAAAGAAGAAGAAAGGAACGAAACCGGUACUACAACCUUUUUGACCAAAUGGGGCAGGCAAGCGAGAAAGACAAAGCUGAUAUAAGUGGGAACGAUCACGAUGGUGAUGGUGAUGGUGAUGGUGAUUAUGAAAAGGAUGAAGAGGAUGAAGAAGAUGAAGAGGAUGCAUGCUGGGUCUUUCCUUCCAUAGAUGAUGACGACGAUGGUGAUGAGGAUGGUGAUAAUGGCGAUGAUGAGGAUGGUGAUGGUGAUGGUGAUGGUGAUGGCGAUGGUGAUGGUGCUUCCAUAGAUGAUGACGACGAUGGUUAUGAGGAUGGUGAUAAUGGCGAUGAUGGUGAUGGUGAUGGUGAUGGCGGAAGGAGGAGCUACUGGAGUAAUGAGAUCAAGACCUUGCGGAUGGGAAACGACCAUUACGACGAUAAUGAUAAUGACGAUAAUGAGAAUGAUGAUGAUGAUAAUGAUGAUGAUGAUAAUGAUGAUAAUGAUGAUAAUGAUGACGAUGAUGAUAAUGAUGAUGAUAAUGAUGAUGAUGAUGAUGAUGAUAAUGAUGAGGAUGAUGAUGAUAAUGAUGAGGAUGAUGACGAUAAUGAUGAUGAUAACAAUGUCAACGACGAUGAGAUGGACGAGAAGAGAAGGCGCGGGGGAGCGGUGGAGGAGGAGGACGAGGAGGAAGAAGAGGAGGAGGGAACGAGGCGGAGGAGUAGGUCUGGUUAAGUACGAUAAUGCGUAGGAGAAAAUCAGACAAUGACGACGAUAAAGAUGACAACGAUGA
Chara braunii is the source of this 827-nucleotide messenger RNA. Lineage: Eukaryota; Viridiplantae; Streptophyta; Charophyceae; Charales; Characeae. The record is from the annotation of a GenBank genome assembly.